Messenger RNA from Bursaphelenchus xylophilus (pine wood nematode), 1422 nucleotides. The record is from the annotation of a GenBank genome assembly. NCBI's taxonomy places the organism in Eukaryota, Metazoa, Nematoda, Chromadorea, Rhabditida, Aphelenchoididae.
AUGGGUUUCAAAGAUGCGAUCGUAUCUCUGGUCGGCGACUUCGUCGAGCUCCGACGGAAUCCCGAGUUCCGAAGCCGGAACGAGCUGGCCACAACUCCGGUGGAUGAGAACGACGACAGCCAGCUGUUCCGGAGGAAUCGAAGGCAUUCGCUGAAUAUUACUGUGGGAACGGUAAGAUUAAUUUAUUUGUCAGGGAAAGAUUAGUACAAGUUUUAUUGUAAUGCCUGGGUAUUCAAAAAACUUUGAUGGUCUCUUGCUCAACAUAUUUCUGUUACAUUUGCUUAAAUGUCCAACUUAAAAUUAGCAACUCAUGUUUUGAAGACAGGUGGUCGAUGUUUAGAUUUUCUAGACAGACCGACGUUUUUUUCGCGUUUUCUCAUAAAGAGUUCAUUCCUUUCCUAUCCAUAGGAAUUCAACGUUUUCCGCGAAAAAUUAAUAAAAAUAAUGCCAUAAAGCGUUUUUUCCUGACCGCCACCCUCUUUCCGGGUUACGGCAAAGAUAAUUUAAUACAUUCGCUACACCAGCACCAUUGAAAUAAAGUCAAAGCAUAAAGCGAAUGCAAAAUUUUUAGGAAAUCUACUCGCUCCUCAUCGCUCAUUGAGCUUAUUAGAUCACAUAAUUAAUCAUUGCAAAUGUUUCCACUUUUUUUUUGAUCUUGUAAUCAUGCGCAUUUUAUUUCUUUCCCAGAAUUCCGGUGUAAUUUAUCUGACUCAUCAACGUUUUCUUAUGAAAUUGACAUUAAUGGGUCACAAGAGUGAUCUGCAGUCCCUUCUCCUAAUUGCCUUUGUUGUUUUACAAAACUUACAGUAAUAUUGCUGUUCUGAUUGUUUAAUUCAAAUCGGAAGCCUGAAUUAAGCAUUAAACUUUCCGGAAAAAACAGCUAGAACUUCUAAAUUCAGAUCAAUUUAAGGAAAAUCUGAUUGGAAAGGUUAUAAACAACUGAAUCAUCAGACUAAUUUGCCCAUCUUUUAGUCUGGUCCAACAACGGAGCAUCUAAUCCGCCAACGGAUCUUUACGGAAAAGAAGCCGGUCCUCAGAACUCGCCGACAUUCGGCUCUUCCCAAACUUUCAUCUGUUCAGUCCGAGAAUCGAAGCCCUAGUCCAAGUGAGAGUGCCAAGGCAGAUCUCUCGACGCCCACUAAUCAGAAUCGAGCUACUGAUCGACGAUCUUCUGAACCCCAUAAUCUGAGGAUUCCGCCAAAUUUCGGAAAGGACCGCCCAAUUUUAUCCGAUAGUGAUUCGGAUACAGAUGAAUUGGUGUUGAGAAGAUCGCUGAAUUUGAGAAGGCGAAGAGAAGACCUCAGGCAUUCCGUGGCCUUAAGUGAACAUACAAUUCAAGAGGAAUGGGAGGCCGAAGAUCAAGAGCAAAGCCCGGAGAACGGGCGGCUCACUGGCCGGACUGUUAUCAGUAUUAAUCACUAA